AUGGCGGGCACGGGACACACAUGGCCUAACAGUCAAGACGACUAUGAAUUGCUCGAGGUUAUUGGUGUUGGAGCAACAGCUGUAGUCCACGCCGCUUACUGCCAACCGCGCGGCGAAAAAUGUGCUAUAAAAAGAAUAAAUUUAGAAAAAUGGAAUACUUCUAUGGAUGAACUACUGAAGGAGAUACAGGCUAUGUCCAGUUGCAAUCACGAAAAUGUAGUCACAUAUUACACAAGCUUUGUAGUAAAAGAAGAAUUGUGGCUUGUGCUACGGCUUCUUGAAGGUGGCAGUUUGUUGGAUAUUAUUAAACAUAAAAUGAGGAUUUCCAAUUGUAAACACGGUGUAUUUGAUGAAGCCACUAUUGCUACUGUACUGAAAGAAGUCUUGAAAGGACUAGAAUAUUUCCACCAAAAUGGACAAAUACACAGAGACAUUAAAGCCGGAAACAUUCUCCUUGGUGAUGAUGGAACAGUCCAAAUUGCUGAUUUUGGUGUGUCUGCAUGGUUAGCAACUGGCAGAGAUUUGUCUCGGCAGAAAGUGAGGCACACAUUCGUCGGAACUCCUUGCUGGAUGGCUCCUGAGGUUAUGGAACAAAACCACGGCUAUGAUUUCAAAGCAGACAUAUGGUCUUUCGGGAUCACUGCUAUUGAAAUGGCGACUGGUACUGCGCCGUACCACAAGUAUCCUCCAAUGAAAGUGUUAAUGUUAACAUUGCAGAAUGACCCGCCAACACUAGAUACCGGCGCCGAAGAAAAGGAUCAAUAUAAAGCAUAUGGAAAAACCUUUAGAAAAAUGAUAUCAGAAUGCCUUCAAAAGGAUCCAACAAAGAGGCCUUCUGCUACUGAACUUCUCAAGCAUUCUUUCUUUAAAAAGGCUAAGGAUAGGAAAUAUCUCGUUCAAACAUUGGUCACCAUUGGGCCAAGUAUGGAAACACGUGUGCACAAAGCAAGUAAACGCCAACCUGGCGCAUCUGGACGUUUGCAUCGAAUGGAAACAGGUGAAUGGGUGUGGGAGAGCGAGGAAGAAGAUGAAGAUGAGGAUGGUGAAACUGGGCGGGAUCGGCCGAUGAACCAACUACCUCGCGCGGAUUCUUCAGAUAGUGAAAGUGAAGGCGAAACAGGCGCUGGCUUCACCAUCGGAUCUCUUGGUGCGGAAGAAGCGCCCCAAAUAGACCUAGUUCUGCGAAUGCGCAACUCUCGUAAAGAAUUAAAUGACAUUCGAUUUGAAUUUGCCCCGGGCAAGGACUCGGCUGAUGGUAUUGCAACAGAAUUAGUAGGUGCUGGUUUAGUAGCGGCGAGCGAUGCGGGAGCAAUCGCAUCACAGUUACAGCGACUUGUUGACGCUAACUUAUUCCCACCAGAAGGCACAAUUCCGCCUCGCUCUCUCACCUUUCGCCUGGACUCCGCUGAUCCUUCGGAGCCUUUAGACGAAAAAGGGCUCAUUGGUUACGCUCAGAUAUCGAUCGUCGACUGA
Molecule: messenger RNA, 1473 nt
Organism: Parnassius apollo (apollo)
Lineage: Eukaryota; Metazoa; Arthropoda; Insecta; Lepidoptera; Papilionidae
Source: the annotation of a GenBank genome assembly